AUGUCUUCUUCUGAAAAUAACACAUUGAUUCGUCGAAAUUCGAGAACUGGAAGUAUGCGCAAAAUAAUUCAUGUAAGUUAUUGGUAUUUUUUUGGUAAUUGAUGAUAGAAUGAUGGGUGGUCUAAACUGUUUUUACUUUUAUUAAUUGUGUGGAGUUUUUAUACAAAUUUGGUUUUCAGAAAUCAAGUCACUAAAACAUCAAAAUUCAUGAGUAGAUUCUAGAAGUAAUCUAAAAUUGUCAGUCCAUAAAAUAUUGUGACCGAACAAAUGCUGUUCCUAAUGUGAACCUUAAAAAUGUGAAUUCAGUCUUCGGCAGUCAAAAUUUUGAUAUUUUCACCGGGGCUUGUGAAAAAAUCUUUGACCCAAAACAGGCCUGAUCGGAAUGGACCCUGUCGGAAGGUUCGGAAUGAGCACACUCGUUCCGAGUGGUCAGAUCGUAAUUCCGAAUUCCGAACCUCCAUUCCGACAUUUUCCCCUCGGAAUUUCGGAAUUUUUCGGAAUGGUUCGGAAUGAUAUAAAACUUUAAAAAUGUGUCUUCAAAAUUUACAUUUUUCGAGAAUCACAAGAGAAAAAGAGAUUUUUUGAAAAUGACAGGUAAAAUUCAUCAAUUUUUCCAUUUUUUGUUGAAUUUUUCACUAAUUUCAGCUCAAACAUUCCGAAAAAUUCCGAAAUUCGGUGGAAAAAUUCCGAAAUUCGGAAGAGGAACACAUUCCGAAAUUCCAAAAAAGUUUCGGAAGUAACAUCGGAAUGAUUCCGAUUCCGAGAAAAUAGAUUCCGAUUCCGAGACACGUUUGUCUCAUUCCGAAAAACCUGUCGGUUUCGGAAUUUCGGAAUUCCGACAUUCCGAUUCCGAUCAGGCCUGACCCAAAACCCUUUGCCAUCAAAAAACUUUCUUGUUAACAUGUUUCUUGUUUUCAGAGUAGUAUACGAAAAACAAGGAAAAUAUUUGGAGUCCAAAGUAUUCCUGAAGACACAGAAACGCAAGUUCAAUCACCUUCUGAUCAGCCAUCAUCAAGUACAGUUGAAGAAAUCACAGAAAGUCUUGAAGUUUUGAGUUUUGAAAGAAAUUCGUGCAUAAGAUUGGUGAGUUUUUUCCUUCUAUUAUUCUUCGUGAAUUUUCUCACAAUUAAAUAAAAAACAUGACAAAUUAUUUUCACUUCGAUAAUUUUUCUCAACAAAAAAAGAGUUUCUGGUGAUUAGAGAAAUAGAGAAAAGUGCAUUUCUGAAAUUGGCCAAAAUUAUUAAUCAGAACGAACAAGAAAAAUAUUAUUGCCAACUUAUUAUUAUUCCAAAAAAUGUCUGAUGUUCAGAGUCGUAUAUCAACUAAAACAAAUGUGUCAGUUCGAUCAAAUGUGACUGAUAAAAUAUUCACGAGUUUGAAAACAAAAUCUGCGCCGCAAUGUAUAUUGGUCAAAUAUUUUCCGAAGGAAGGAAGAACACAUGAUCAUAACUCAACACUGAAUAGUUUUGAAAGAAAAAGAAGGUGAGAAUUAUUAUAGUUUUUAUUUUUGGCCUCCUGGUUAACCACUUUCGGUAUUCACCAGCAAAAUUUUACAGAUCUCACCAAGUAUUUGGAUUUGGCCAUCAUGCAAAAGAACAAUUAUUCUGUCCACUUCAAGCGUCACAAAUUGAACUAGCGUUCAGAUUAUCAACGAAAAAGGAUGUUAUUAUCAAAGUUCAGGCUCCAAGUGGAGAAACAAGCAGUUAUAUCAAUCCGAAAACUCAUGAAUAUACAAGCUUCACACCUUCCAAUGUGAGUUUUUUAAAAUUACUUUGUAAAUUGGAAAAUUUCGAAAAUUUCAAGAAUUCUGUUCAAAAAUCAAAUUUUUGAACAUUGUGUUCUGGCCAGCUUUAUAUUCAUGAUUAAAAAAACAUAUAAAACGAAUUACGAAAAAUCUAAUUUUGAAAUUAUCAUGAACCGAAAAAUUUUAUAAAUAACUGAAAAAAAUUUGAAAACUAUAAACAUUGAAAACUAUAAACACAUAUGUUCUCUAAUCCAAAUGCCAGAUGCUUGUUUAAAUCAAAAUUUUUUUUGAAAAUUGUUUGUUUAGUUUUGGGAUCCAAGAUUUGUUUUUUCUGGUCAAAUUGUUAAAGAUAAGAAUUCAGAAACUUUUAUUUUGAGCCAGGGAAUUGAAUUUUUUCCAAAGAAAAUUCAUAAUCUGUCAAUUUUUCAGACUGUAAAUUCAAGUGUAAAUUUGAAACAUUUCAAUUGAUGAAGAAAUUUCAUGUUCUGUGGUUCAGAACUUACCAAAUAUUCACUCUCGAUAUUAUAAAUUCAAAAAAAAAUUAUUUAAAAAAAUACCAAAUAUUUCUGUUUGAUACCCUUCCAAAAUGUCUAUCAAAUCGGUGAAAGAUCAAAUUGAAUCAUAUCACUAAUUGGAUCUAAUUUCAGAUUGGUUGUGGUCAUGGAUUAUGGUCAAUUCAUGUUGCGAUUCGUCGAGGUUGUCGAUUUCAACACGAAUUCACUAAAUCCAUCAAUCUUGUUGGACAAGGUGUACUUUUCUUCGAAUUAGACAAUCAUUUACAAUUAAGAGAAGUCGAAAGAUUGUGGCUGGAUUGUUUGAAUUAG
Messenger RNA from Caenorhabditis angaria, 2569 nucleotides. Lineage: Eukaryota; Metazoa; Nematoda; Chromadorea; Rhabditida; Rhabditidae. The record is from the annotation of a GenBank genome assembly.